Molecule: messenger RNA, 1302 nt
Organism: Helicoverpa armigera (cotton bollworm)
Lineage: Eukaryota; Metazoa; Arthropoda; Insecta; Lepidoptera; Noctuidae
Exons: 4
Coding region: 1-1260 (419 amino acids)
Biological process (GO): detection of chemical stimulus involved in sensory perception of smell; sensory perception of smell
Cellular component (GO): plasma membrane
Molecular function (GO): odorant binding; olfactory receptor activity
Source: RefSeq, a predicted model, not a curated record
AUGAGAAUAUCACUUGGAAAGUUUGGGUUGGACUACUGCCAGCUACCAGACAUGAUCUCCAAUGUGUCAACUAUGCUGAGAGUGCUGUCCUUGAAUAUUGACAGCCGAAAUAAGAAGCGUAUCCCAAUCCCCAUCAACAUAUUAACAGUGGCCGUAUGUUCGAUCUAUAUGUACACUUACGUGAUAUCUGGCUUCUGGUUCACUUUCUGGCGCUGCCAGCAGACCGGGGACAUGGCUGCGGCCAUGGUCGCCCUCUCCCUCAACGUUGCCAGUGAAGUCGCUGUUAUUAAACUCUUCUAUAUGAUUUUUAAUGAGAAACUCUUCAAGGACCUGACAGAUAAGUACCUAGCAUGUGACUCACGCACAGUCCCAGGGACCAGGUUUGCACGAAACAUGACGACAGCUCUCCGCAAUGUCAAGAUGCGAGCAGUUGGCUACUGGAUCGUUCUCAUGGUGAACGCCGUACUUUAUAUCAUGAAACCGUUUCUUGCACAUGGUCGGCAUUUAGCGUGGGACGGAUUCGUUGUACUUGGUCUGGACCCGAUGUUAGAGUCUCCCAAUUAUGAACUAGCUACUGCGCUGACAGCGAUAUCAGUACAUUUUAUUUGUUUCACUGUGGCAAACGUCUCAGGUUUCAUCAUAGUCCUCGUCGGCUAUACUGAAGCUCAAAUGCUAUCACUCAGCGAAGAGGUAACACAUCUUUGGGGAGAUGCCAACAACCAUUACCAAAAAAUAAUGAACGAUUUGAGUAAAUUAGAAUCAGUAUACUUGAAAAACAAUAAAGUUUCCGACAAUUGGAAAGAAACUGAUAUACUUCAUGAGUACAUAAGGAAACAUUUAAUAGAUAUCAUAAGAAGACACGCAGUCAACGUGAGUCUGUUAAAAGAAGUCGAAAGUACAAUGAGAGGUCCAAACGCAGUAGGAUUUCUAUUUCUGAUCAUAGGACUAGUAGCAGAAUUACUUGGUGGCUUGAAGAACACAAUAUUAGAGGUACCAUUCACAUUGACACAGUUAGGAGUGGACUGUUUCUUGGGACAGAAGAUAAUGGAUGCGAAUUUGAAGUUUGAGAGAGCCGUAUACGAUUGUAAGUGGGAGUGCUUCAACCAAUUUAACAAGAAGAUUGUUCUGGUGAUGCUGCAGAACUCUCAGAAGACCAUGACCCUGACUGCUGGUGGCAUGGUGACCUUGAGUUUCAGUUACUUCAUGAAUAUUAUAAGAAGUUCAUAUUCUGCGUACACUACGUUAGGGUCUAUGAUUUGAAGCCUCGCUUUGUUAGUUUAGUCAUUAGUCAAUAUACUGUGU